UGCACAUGGAUUCCGAACAGCAAAGCCUGUUCCCUCCUGCUAAAACUUUAGCAUUAAGUUUAUGAUUUAAUUCUAAAAAGUACUGCGGAUCCUCGAGGUGAGGUGGGAUUAUUGCAUUUGGAGACGUGACAUUUAUCUUCACCGACCUAAACAUAGAAAGGCAACGAUUGAUUGUUUGUAAACAACAGUGAUGGAGAAGCCAUUGGUUCAGACGCAGGCGUCCACGCUACCUUUCUUCGACACGGCCCACGCCUUCAACUUGCUGCGAGGGAUUCACGAGCUUCGCGCCGAGCGCAAGUUCUUCGACGUGACGCUAUGCGCCGAGGGCCAAGAGUUCCACUGCCACCGGACGGUCCUGGCCGCCGCCAGCACCUACUUCCGCGCCAUGUUUGCCGGAACGCUCCGAGAGAGCGCCAUGGACCGCGUGGAACUCUACGAGGUCUCGGCGGAACUCCUGGGCCUGUUGAUCGAGUUCUGCUACACGGGACGUGUCACGGUGACGCAGGACAACGUGGACCUGCUUUUGAAGACCGCAGACCUGUUCCAGUUCCCGUCCGUCAAGGAGGCCUGCUGUGCCUUUCUGGAGCAGAACCUGGACGUGUCCAACUGUCUGGAGAUCCAGGACUUCGCAGAGGCCUACGCCUGCAGGGACCUGGCCACCAGCGCCCGGCGCUUCGUCCUCAAGAACAUCGUGGACCUGGCCAAGGGGAAGGAGUUUGAGAAGCUGCCAUGGAAACGGCUGCUGGAGUACAUGUCGGAUGACAGCCUGUGCGUAGACAAGGAGGAGACGGCCUACCAGAUAGCGGUCAAGUGGGUCAAGUCAGACAUGCAGAGGCGUCUACACUACUGGCCCGAGCUCUUACAGCAGGUGAGGCUGCCCUUCAUGCGUCGCUUCUACCUGCUGGCCCACGUGGAGAGUGACCCGCUGGUGUACCUGUCGCACGCGUGUCUGCGUCUGAUCAGCGAGGCGCGCAGCUUCCAGUCCUGCGAGUACGACCGGCACGACUGGCCGUGCCACCGCAUGCACCCGCGGCCCUCCACCGGGCUGGCGGAGAUCCUGGUGGUGGUCGGAGGCUGCGACCAGGAGUGUGACGAGCUGGUGACCGUGGACUGCUACAACCCCCAGACGGGACAGUGGAGAUACCUGGCGGAGUUCCCCGACCACCUGGGGGGCGGAUACAGCAUGGCCGCGCUGGGCAACGACAUCUACGUCACAGGUGGUUCGGACGGCUCGCGGCUGUACGACGGCGUGUGGCGCUACAACUCGAGCGUUAACGAGUGGACGGAGGCGUCUCCCAUGCUGAAGCCGCGCGAGUACCACAGCUCCUGCGUGCUGAGGGGACAGCUGUACGUGGUGGCGUCCGACAGCACGGAGCGCUACGACCACGCGGUGGACUGCUGGGAGGCCCUGGCACCCAUGCUGCACCCCAUGGACAACUGCUCCACCACCGCCUGCCGAGGGAAGCUCUACGCCAUCGGCUCCCUCACCGAACAGGACACCAUGGCCAUACAGUGCUACGACACCGAGACCGACCGCUGGUCGCUCCUCAACUGUGGCCAGCUGCCGCCGUGGUCGUUUGCGCCAAAGACGGUCACGCUCAAUGGUCUCAUCUAUUUCGUCAGGGAUGACUCUGCGGAGGUGGACGUCUACAAUCCUGUGAAGAAUGAAUGGGGUAAAAUCGACAACAUGACCCAGGUUCACGUGGGGGGCAGCGUGGCUGCCUUGGGGGGCCGCCUGUACGUGUCGGGCGGCUACGACAGCACCUUCGAGCUGUCCGACGUGGUGGAGGCCUACAGCCCCGAGACGCAGACGUGGAGCAUCAUGGGAAGGCUGCCGCAGCCCAUGUUCUGGCACGGCAGCGUGUCCAUCUUCCGCCAGUUCAUGCCCCAGGCCCAGACCGGCUUCCAGCCUCUCGAGACGCCCGAGGUCAACCUCCACCUCCACCGGUUACACCGCCAUCAUCACCAUCACCACCACCACCAUCACGCUAUCCACAACCACAAUCAUAAUCAUAAUCGCAAUCAACUCAAUGACAACCAGGAUCCGAGGAACCAGGAGCAGCCGGAUCAGGAUCAGGUUCAGGUCCAGGUGGAGCCGGCACUCUGACACCGACUGGGCUGAACCAGUGGAGAUCUUCAGCUAUGUAUUUAUAUGUCUGUGUAUGUUGUAUUUAUUUUUUGGAUUUGUGUGUGCAGUAUGCUGAACCAUCAGCCGUGAAGUGGACUUACUUAGGAAAGCAAAAAUGUGUGAAUGCGUUUUUGUGUUUCUUUUUGCAUGCUGUAGUGUAAUGGUAAUGUACCGGUAAUAGUAUGAUUUUUUUUCAGUUUCAUGUAAAGCUGCAAAUAAUGGCUUUUUCAAUUCGAAAAGCUUAGAUUUGCAAAAAGCUUAGAUUACCUCAUGGUGUCGGAAUGAUUCAUUAAAUCUAAGGAUUAACAUAUGCUUGGAGCACUUCGAGUCGAAUGAUCUCAGCGAUUACGAGAAGGCUGUGGAACUCUUUAACUACGUAUACAUCUGGAAGCCUCACAGGGCACCGCCAACAUGAACUCACCGAAAUCCGUGAAAUGAGCAGCGGUUCUUUUGGGAAACAAAAUCUCUGGCACUUUUACGGAUGUUGCCAGAAUUCCGUGAUGGGGUCUCGUCUCGGAAGUGCUUGCAUGAAAAUAUUGAAAGCACUUCCUUGACCCCAUCACGGAAAUUUGGCAAAAUCUGUGGAACUGCCACAGAUUUUGUGUCCAGAAGGAGCUGUGCUCAUUUCACGGAAUUCUGUGAGAGCAGGUUGUGCUCUGCAGUGGCAAUACUGUCUGUUCUGCCCGAGACCGCAGACAGUCAGACAGUCUUUGCAGUGUGUACUGUCUAUCAGUACACACUUCGGCAUUUCUAUGAAUAAAAUGUUUACCUAGUCAUUAGUAGAGCACACAAAUAAUGCAGAAGUGUGUGAGACUCUGCUGGCAGUCCUCGACGAUGUAACACUGACCUGAGUUGUCCCAUUGUUAAAGUGAACAACACGGAGACAAUGAGACAUGACCUUAAUUUGAGACUGACGUUAAUUGUCCAAUUGUUUUUUCUUUCUUUCGGUAUAACUUUUUUUACGGUACAAAGCAAAAGUGUUUGUGACUUGUCUGUUAUUUGUAGCUUUACGGUAUGAUUUAUCCACCAACAGAUGGGGGGGAAAGCAGAGUGUUUUUUAGUAGUGUAUACCAAGUAGUGUAUACCAAGUAGUGUAUGCCAUUAACCAAACAAUUGGAAUUGAUUUUGAAAAAUCCCAAUUAAAUCUUCACACUCCCUACCUACACUCCUACACUUAGUUGUUGUUACAUAUCACUGACAUAUUUUCAGUUUUGAUUUACCCCCUUACAUUCCGAAAAAGCUACAGCAUUGGCUAUGUUCCAUUUGGUAAAUUACACGUGAAUAUGGAUACUUUGAUCUGGGGCCUAUACUAAGAAGCUAGUUCAGGAGUAAACUAGGUUAAGUGAAGAGUUAAAUCAUCUAAAAAAACAGAGCCUUGAGUCCUCAUUUUCUUCUCCAGGCUCUUGUAUUAGAUAAUUCACCUCUUAACUUACUCUGAUUUACUCCUGAACCAGCUUCUUAGUAUAGGCCUCUGCUUGGCUUACAUUGCCAGUCGAGGCUGAAGGGUGCUUGAAGGCUUUGGCCAGGUUUGAUGUGACAUUUGACUGGACUAUUUAACUCGUUGAAGUGUUUCUUUGUCCAAAACAUAUCUAGACAAUCAACAUAAACCAGUUGAUAUGGUUUAUCAGUCGAGAGAGAGAGAGAGAGAGGGUGUGCUGUUUUUUGUUUACAUUAUAUAGUAAAUAUGUGAAUGGCAGGUAGACCUACGGGUCUACUGUUGAAAUGCUGGCUAUCAUUGUAGUUUUGCUAGCAUUGUAGUAGACCUACGGGUCUAUUGUUGAAAUGCUGGCUAUCAUUGUGCAUUACCACUUUUAUUUAUGAAAAAAGUGUUUUUCUGAACUUAAAAGUUAGUUUUUAUUAUUAAGCUAGUUUACUUAAUGGUGUUACAACCUGAUAAGUCUUUAUUUAAGUUCUGAUAAGUUUUUAUUUACAUUUUAUUCUGUGUAUCAUUGUCUAAAGUGACUCAUGGAACGGACUUACAACAAUGUGCAGUGUGCAGUACAGUGUGGACCUUUUAUAGUUGAUUUAAUGUGAUCAACAUAAAAGCAUCCAUGCAGGCAGGCUGUUAUUUCAACUAAGUGGUUCCAUUGCAGCACUUUGACAUUUAUGAUAUUUCUUUUCUAUUGAAUGUGAUUACAUGGUUAACGAAAACGGUUACUCCAUAGUUCAAUAAUGUGUGAUUACUGGUUUUGAAUAAUCUGACUCCUUGUUUUUAUAUAAAUUGUGGAUUUAUUCAUACAGUUUAAAGGUGUGAUUUUGUGCCAUCCAUUGGUCCUGUUGUGGAAUUGCAAUCAUUUGAAGGUGGUGUUGUCAGAUGUGUGCUAAUUAUCGUAUUCGUACUAUACUUUUAUCCAUUUUGU
This is a messenger RNA of Engraulis encrasicolus (European anchovy), 4488 nucleotides long. RefSeq names its product kelch-like family member 21 (gene klhl21). Gene Ontology annotation, biological process: protein ubiquitination. Lineage: Eukaryota; Metazoa; Chordata; Actinopteri; Clupeiformes; Engraulidae. The record is from RefSeq and is a predicted model, not a curated record. The coding region runs from base 191 to 2107 and encodes 638 amino acids. The transcript is spliced from 6 exons. Gene Ontology annotation, molecular function: protein binding.